Messenger RNA from Bipolaris victoriae FI3, 924 nucleotides. RefSeq lists its product as hypothetical. The record is from RefSeq and is a predicted model, not a curated record. The transcript is spliced from 2 exons. Gene Ontology annotation, cellular component: mitochondrion; cytoplasm; membrane. Lineage: Eukaryota; Fungi; Ascomycota; Dothideomycetes; Pleosporales; Pleosporaceae. The coding region runs from base 1 to 924 and encodes 307 amino acids.
AUGGUAGCCCCUUCUUGCGCCUGGGUCCGCGUCGGACUGAGGCGCAUCCCUAAUGCCCCUUCUCGCAACACGACAAACACAUCCAACUUCGAACGCGCCCGUCUACGAAUUCACCUGUCCCAUACCUCUCGCCGCUACAACAGCACCGGCUCAGACGGAGCCCAGGGUGCUGCUGCGACCGCGCGAACCAUCCCCGGGCCCAGCUGGCUGUGGCUCGAUCCCAUCGUCGAACCCUUUCGGGCAUAUGGUCGCGUGCAACAACGGAGGCCAUACAUGACCCAAUUGGUGUCUUCACUCAUCAUCUAUUUCAUCGGCGACUGCGUGGCCCAGAGCAUCACCCAACCUGAGCCUUCCACCCAGCAGGAGCCGGUCGACGAGGCCGACGAGAAGGGCUGGGUGCAGCAAUGGAGCGACGACCGUGACUGGACCCGCACCAUGCGAGCCCUUUGCAUUGGAGGACUGAGCGCCAUCCCAUCAUACAGGUGGUUUCUGUGGUUGUCCAACAGCUUCAACUACCGGUCCAAGACGCUCUCUCUUACCAUCAAGGUCUUCAUCAACCAAGCCUUCUUCACCCCACUAUUCAACUCGUACUUCUUCGGCAUGCAAACCCUCCUCUCCGGCGGCACCUUUCCCGAAAUCAUCGAGCGCAUCCGCAACACAGUGCCCACUAGCUGGUGGAACAGCUGCAAAAUCUGGCCCGCAGUCACGGCCUUUAGCUUCACCUACGUGCCCAUUCAAUACCGCAGCAUCUUCGGCGGUGUCGUGGCAAUCGGCUGGCAGACGUAUCUCAACCUGCUCAACCAGCAGGCUGCUGCUGUAGAGGAAUUGGAGCGUGCGACCAGCAGCCACGUUGCACCACUCAGCGUCCGCUCGGUGCAUGCUCAUGCAGAACAUGGCCAAGUCAUGCAGAAAUGCGUUGCUUAG